UGUGCGCGUAUUGGACCGUGUGUUUUCUGCUCUUUAUCUAUCGAUGUGAGCCGCAUUCUUUUUUUAAUGAGAAGGCGAGGAGUGUGCGAAAGAUUUACAAGUGUGUGAGGUGCUCCAUCAGCUCCUGUGUGUGUCCUGACUGCGGGAGGAUAGUAUACGCUCAAGUUUUAGGCUGACAACUUCUGACAGAUGCAAACGGAUAUGUGGACACUCGUGUUGGAUUACCAUAAAAAUGGUGUGCAAGCCAAGCUCCCCAUAUAUCGGCCCAAUAGCCUGUGAUAGAAAAGAAUUCGAUUUUUCAACUUUGAUCAAGUCAAAUACUGUAAAAUGUCUGCACACAAAGUUAGGGUUGCUGUCCGGGUGCGACCUUUCAGCAAAAGAGAGAUUGACCUGGACACACAAAGUGUCAUUGAAAUGGCAGACAACCAGACAAUCCUGCAGAGUCCGUCCAGCUUGGAUAAAACCCAACACCCGGGCCGGCGCGGCCAGAAGACGUUCGCGUUCGAUCACUGCUUUGACUCGUCCGAGCCCGGCAGCGCCCGCUUCGCUAGCCAGGAGACCGUCUUCAGCUCGCUGGGCAAGGACAUUCUGGACAACGCCUUCACCGGCUACAACGCCUGCAUCUUCGCGUACGGCCAAACAGGCUCGGGCAAGUCCUACACCAUGAUGGGCAGUCACGACUCGCGUGGCCUCAUCCCGCGCCUCUGCGACACCCUGUUCGACCGCGUGGCCGGCUGCACCGACCCCGGCCUCAGCUGCAAGGUCGAGGUCAGCUACAUGGAGAUCUACAACGAGAAGGUGCACGACCUGCUGGACCCGCGUGGCGGCAAGCAGUCGCUGAAGGUCCGCGAGCACAACCUGCUGGGGCCGUACGUGGACGGCCUGUCUGUGCUGGCCGUCUCCGGAGGCCAGGACAUCGAGAGGCUGAUCGUCGAGGGGAAUAAGUCACGGACGGUGGCGGCCACCAACAUGAACUCCGAGUCGUCGCGUUCGCACGCCGUGUUCACGGUCAUCCUGACCCAGACCCUGACGGACGUACAGUCGGGCGUGACCGGGGAGAAGGUCAGCCGCAUCUCGCUGGUGGACCUGGCCGGCUCGGAGCGUGCCGUCAAGACUGGGGCCGCCGGCGACCGGCUCAAGGAGGGCAGCAACAUCAACAAGUCGCUCACCACGCUGGGACUAGUCAUCUCCAAACUGGCGGACGCCUCCGCCGGCAAGACGCGCACCAAAGACAACUUUGUCCCGUACAGGGACUCGGUUCUCACCUGGCUUCUCAAAGACAACCUGGGUGGAAACAGCAAAACGGUCAUGGUAGCCACCAUUUCUCCGGCCAGCGACAACUACGAGGAGACGCUGUCCACGCUGAGGUACGCCGACCGGGCCAAGCGCAUCGUCAACCACGCCGUCGUCAACGAGGACCCGAACGCGCGCAUCAUCCGCGAGCUGCGCGACGAGGUGGAGCGGCUGCGGGACCAGCUGACGCGUCUGAAGUCUGGAGAAACCAUCGAGGACUUGGAGGCGUCGGGCGACCUCGACCUGCGAGAAAAGCUCAGUGAAAACGAGAAGAUCAUGCGCCAAAUGUCCGAGACCUGGGAGGAGAAGCUGCAAAAGACAGGUCGUGUGCAGCAGGAGAGGCAGCAGGCGCUUGAGAAGAUGGGCAUCAGUGUGCAAUCGGUCGGGAUAUCGGUGCAGAAGAACAAGUUUUACCUAGUGAAUUUGAAUGCCGAUCCGUCUCUGAAUGAGAUGCUGGUGUAUUAUCUCAAGGAGCACACGGUGGUCGGCCUGCCGGACGCGCCUGGCGGCACCGACAUCCAGCUGUCGGGCCUCGGCAUUCAGCCGGAGCACUGCCGGCUGGUGGUGGAGGGCGGCGCGCUGCACAUGCUGCCCAUCGAGGGCGCGCGCUGCUGCGUCAACGGCUCCCAGGUCACCGAGCGCACCCAGCUGCGCCACGGCGACCGCCUCCUCUGGGGCAACAACCACUUCUUCCGCGUCAACUGCCCCAGGAGCAGCGGGGGCGCCGGCGGCCAGGAGGCUCAGACGCCGGCGCAGAACUUCGACUACAACUUCGCCCGGGAGGAGCUGGUGAUGAAGGAACUGGGCGACAACCCCAUCCAGGCGGCCAUCGAGCGCCUGGAGCACCACCACCAGCAGGACAAGCAGAUGGCGCUGGAGCAGCAGCGGCUGGAGUACGAGCGCCAGUUUGAGCGGCUGCGGAGCGCCAUGUCGCCCUCGGCGCCGGGCCAGUUCGGCCCGCUGGACGGGCUGCGGCGCGGCGCGACGCUCUGCAGCCCACUGGCGCAGUCCCGGCUCGAGCAGUGGGCGCGCGACAGGGAGGAGCAGUUCCGCCGCAGCGUGGCCACCCUGCGUCAAGAGAUCGUGCGCGCCAACUCGCUGGCGCGCGAGGCGAGCUCGAUGGCAGCCGAGCUGCGCCGCAGCACCAGCUACUCGGUGACGCUGCAGAUCCCGCCGGAGAACCUGGGCCCCAACCGGCGGCGGGGCCUGUUCGUGUGCGAGCCGGCGAUUUGCGUGAAGCGCCGCGGCCAUCCCAACCAGAUCUGGAGUCUGGAGAAGCUGGACAACAAGCUGGUGGACAUGAGGGAGCUCUUCAAUGAAAUCCAGAGUGGAUCGCUCACGCAGGACACGCUCGGAGACCCGUUCUUCGAGACGCAGGAGAAUCACCACCUGAUCGGCGUGGCUAGCCUCUUCCUGGAGGCGGUGCUGCACGACGUGUGUCUCUCCUACCAGGUCCCCAUCAUCAGCCAGCAGGGCGACGUGGCCGGCCGGCUGCACAUGGAGCUGGAGCGCGUGGCGGGCUGCUUCCAGGACCGCAUGGCCGACUCCACCUCGAACCACUCGGGCGACAGCAGCCGCAGCGACGAGGACCUGCUGACCAACACCGUCACCUGCCGGGUGACGAUCAAGCAAGCCACCGGACUGCCGCUGUCCCUGUCGCACUUCGUCUUCUGCCAAUACAACUUCUGGGGCUGCUCUCAGACUCAGGUCUGUCCACCCAUCAUCAGCAACAGCGCGUCCUCGUGCGCCAACGACCGGGUGGUGGUGCAGUUCGACCACUGCCGCGACUUCGUCAUCCCCGUCUGCGAGGAGUUCAUCGAGAACUGCGCCGAGGGCGCGCUGUCGGUGGAGGUAUGGGGUCAUCGCUCAGCCGGCUUCAGUUCGUCCGUCCCCACCACGCUGGACGUGGUUGACAGCCAGCUGGCCAAGGCGCGCUCCCUGGCCGACCGCUGGGCCGAGCUCACGCGCAAGCUCGAGCUCUGGGUGGAGCUGCAGGAGCUCAACGACCACGGCGAGUACCAGCCGGUGGAGGUGUGCGCGCGCACGGACGUGGCCUCGGGCGGCGUGUAUCAACUGCGUCAGGGCCAACAGCGCCGGCUGGCCGUGCGCGUGCUGCCCGUGCUCAACUCCGGCACGCUGCCGCUGGUCUGUGACGCCAUCUCGGCCAUCAGCAUCGGCAGCGUGACGUGCCGGUACCGCAUGCAGAAGCCGCUCGACUCGUACCAGGAGGCGGACCUGAACCAGCUGCGCGAGCGCUGGUCCAGCGCGCUGGUCCGCCGCCGCCAGUACCUCGACUCGCACCUGCAGAAGAUCAUCAAGAAACAAGACAAAACCGAGGCGGACAACGAGCGCGAGAAGUCGCUGCUGGACCAGUGGAUCCAGCUGAACGAGGAGCGUAACGCCGUGCUGGUGCCGGCGGCCGGCAGCGGCAUCCCUGGCUCGCCGCUCUCGGCGCACGUGCAGCAGCGCGCCGGCCUCGAGCGGCACGUGCCCGUGCUCUUCCUCAACCUGAACGCGGAUGACCUGAGCUCGGGCUCUCUGGCGGGCGAGCUGGCGUGCGCCGGGGUCAGCUCCCACCUGCCCAAGGAGCACGGCGAGCACAUGGUGGCGCUGCACCCGGUGCGCGCCGCCGACGGGCCGUGCGUGGCCGCCGUGGCCCAGUGGGACUCGAGCGUGCACGACUCGGUCUACCUCAACAGAAUCACACCCGCCAACGAGCGGGUGUACCUGGUGCUGCUGGUGCGCGUGCGGCUCUGCCAGCCGCUGCCCAUGGACAUCGUACUGCGCAAGCGACUCGCCGUCAACAUCUACAAGCCGACCUUCACCAACAAGCUGAUGCGCAGCAUCUCGCUUCGUCGCACGGACCAGGUGGAGGCCACCGGCGUCGUCUACGAGGUCGUCUCCAACAUCCCGAAGGCGAGCGAGGAGCUGGAGGACCGCGAGUCGCUAGCGCAGAUCGCCGCCUCCGGACAGGAGGCCAGCGACCCGGACGGCGAGACGUACAUCGAGAAGUACCUGCAGGGCGUGAGCGCCGUGGACAGCAUCCUGCGACUGGACCGGCUGCGCCAGAGCGUGGCCGUCAAGGAGCUGAUCCAGGACGGCGCCGGCCCCCUCUCCGGCACCGGCAGCAUGCGCAAGACGGCCAGCGUGCCCAACAUCAGCUACUUCCACCGGCCGGACGGCGUGAACCGGUCCGAGAGUUUCCUGGAGUUGAGCGGGCUGCCGGCGGCCGGCGACUCCGCCGACCCUCCGCACCACCGGCUCUCACUCGGCGGCCAUAAGGCAGACAGCUCCGGCCGCACCGCCAAUCGGCCCACGUUCCUGAACCUGACGGCCGGCGGCCGCCUGCAGGGCGCCAUGUCCAAGUCCACUCCCAGCCCGGGCUCGCUGAAGCUGGCCUCGAGGAUGAGCACGCUGCACGAGGACCACGACCGCGAGGGAUCGCCGGAGCGCGCAGACGCCGCCGGCUCCGCCCAGCCGGCCCCGGGACGCGGCGCGGCUGCUCGGACGCGGCUCUCCGGGCGCAUGCGCAGCUCGCGAACGUUUGACUCCCUAGUGGAGAUCCCGGCCCCGGCCAAGACCAACUCGCCCAGCGUUACCUCCAGCGGCUACGGCUCGCAGGCGGUCAGCUCGUCGAACCUGUCCAGCGAGGACUCGGUGUCGCUGCAGAGCAUCGACGAGACGCCCGACUCGGAGGCGAGCGUGGUGGCGGCGCGCCGGCCGGCCGACACCAGCCGGCGGGAGUCGGAACGGCCGCCGGCGUCGGCCGCCGCCCCGGAGCCGGCGGAGGGGCAGCGGGAGGAGGGGCAGACUCAGGAGAAUAAGGGGGAGCCGCGGCCCGGGGAGAGUCAGCAGGAGCCUGCGGGACAGGCUCCCGAGAAUCACCAGGAGCUGGAGCUCCAACCUCAGGAGAUUCGACGGGAGUCCCAGCCGCAACCUCAGGAGAAAACUCAACCAGAGCGAGAGCAGGAGAUUCAGCGGCAAAUGCGUCAGGAGUUCGAGGCGGAGCAGGGAUCAUCGUUAGAAGGGCUCCAGGAUCCGCCGCAGCAAAUCCAGCAGGAGCCGGAACAGAACCCCCCGCAGCUUGAACACCAGCAGGAGCCUAGUGAGGAGCAAGGGGAGCCUCUGCAGCAGGAGCCUAACCAUGACACGCAGCUGGAUUCCAACGGCCAGGACUGGGAGGACCAUGAGGCGGGCAAGCCGCAGACUGACAACUGUAUCGCCGGCCUGGCCGAGUGGGUGACGCCCGGCGAGGCGGUGCUGGUGCGGCCCCAGUCGCUCUCCGGCCACAUCCGCUUUGUCGGCCCCGUCCGGUUCGCGCCCGGCUGCUGGGUGGGCGUCGACCUCGACCUGCCCCAAGGGAAGAACGACGGCAGCGUGAAGGACGUGCAGUACUUCCACUGCCAGCCGAGGCACGGCAUCUUCGUGCGCGUCGACAAGCUGAUCUGGGACCAUCGGCGCAGUCGGGCGCAGCGGGCGCGCCCGAGCCCGGCGGCCGCCGCGGCCGGCUCCUCCCGGCGGGCGUCGACCAGAGGCGAGUCCUCUCCGCUUUCGGCAGGGCUGUCCAGCUCGAAGAGCAAAAGCGAAGGCCUUAGCAAUAGGAAAUAGGGCCCGGCCGGCGUUGUCUCCCUCCUAGCGGUAACCGAUUGAGCUUGUUAGAUUUGUGUGCCAAACACCGCUCCGUUGGCAACUAGAUAGACACGUGGCGACUAGACUAGGGUGGCCGUGAACCCGUGUAGGAGGGGCAGUAGGCGCCCGGGCAGCGCGACCCGUCAGCUCGCCGGACGUCGGCAUCGCCUCGCCGGCCUGCGCCCCCACCGUGAUAUUCUAGACUGUCGGCGCGUCUGACCGUUCUUUAGAGCUAAUAAUUUAUAUUCGCUGCUUGGUAGCGCGCGUGCGAGGCCGCUCGGGCCGCCCGUUGUGCCGCCCGCCGUCUAGUGACCAUGUGUUGCGCGCGCGCGUCCACCUGGUGCCGACACCAGCCUUCGUUCCGCCCAGUACGAUUUCGUCCAUUCGACAUUCCAGUCGCGCGUGUGUUGGUGUGCGGUUCGCGGGGGCAGCGCGGGCGGGCGGAGUUUCCGCGCGCGCGCGCGCUGACUGGCGGGAUGGCGGCAAGGCGCUGGUGCGAUGUCCACCCACCAGAGGCGCUGCGGCGCAGUACGAGAGCUUCGAGCCGCGCGGGUGCCGCCGGUGUUUUAUUGUCUUACGUCCGAUGAGCAGCUACUAUUGGCAGCAGCGUGACGUGCUGAACACCAUUUGAGUGAUGAAUUGUGGUCAGGCCACAGAUGCCCUGCACGGAAACUAGAAUUCUGAAUUGUUUUAAACUAGCAAGGAGCUUCGCGAAACCCACGGACGCGCAGCGGGCCUGCAGUGCCGUAGUGGCGCGUGCGGUUUGUUCAGUUGAGCUUCUCUGCAUUAUAAACUCCGACGGGGUCUGAUAAUG
This is a messenger RNA of Pollicipes pollicipes, 6736 nucleotides long. It is a transcript of the gene Khc-73, whose product is annotated as Kinesin heavy chain 73. The transcript has 38 exons. Lineage: Eukaryota; Metazoa; Arthropoda; Thecostraca; Pollicipedomorpha; Pollicipedidae. Gene Ontology annotation, biological process: microtubule-based movement. The record is from RefSeq and is a predicted model, not a curated record. The coding region runs from base 328 to 5901 and encodes 1857 amino acids. Gene Ontology annotation, molecular function: microtubule motor activity; ATP binding; microtubule binding.